Molecule: messenger RNA, 1134 nt
Organism: Aspergillus pseudotamarii
Lineage: Eukaryota; Fungi; Ascomycota; Eurotiomycetes; Eurotiales; Aspergillaceae
Gene: alkA
Product: DNA-3-methyladenine glycosylase II
Exons: 3
Coding region: 1-1134 (377 amino acids)
Biological process (GO): DNA alkylation repair; base-excision repair; base-excision repair, AP site formation
Cellular component (GO): nucleus; protein-DNA complex
Molecular function (GO): alkylated DNA binding; DNA-3-methyladenine glycosylase activity; DNA-7-methylguanine glycosylase activity
Source: RefSeq, a predicted model, not a curated record
AUGGCCCUCCGGCGCUCCGCACGCUUAAGCGCUGUGGCCAACAGCGUACAACCAACCAUCCAAGCGAAGAAGACUAGCAGAGCUCAGCAAACCAACGGCAUCACCAAAACACGAAAGACCUCCACAAAAGGGAAGAAGACCGUGGGGUUGGCUCUAGAACGGACUCUUGAGAACCCAAACCCGAGCAAAACAGCAAAAGCCGACCCGGCCAAACAAGAAAAACCCAAUAACAUUUUCGAUCCUUUACCCGCUGAUCGUAGUAUCAGCAGGCUACACUCCACACCCCCUCCCCUUGACCGUCCCGUUGAACCUCAUAGAACAAAUGCGACCCUCCUAACACCUCACGGUUCUUCACUGGUUGCCUACCCGCCCGGUACUGAGGAUGCCUCGCCUAGCAAAACCGGCCGACCACGUCCGACAGCCACGACCGGUACACUUCUCGAGAAAGCCAUCGCGCAUUUAAUCGCUACAGACUCCCGUUUGGAACCGGUUAUAAGGCAACAUCCGUGUCCGCUCUUUUCGCCAGAGGGUUUAGCAGAGGAGGUCGAUCCUUUCCGAAGUCUGGUGGUUAGCAUCAUCGGACAGCAGGUAUCAGGCGCUGCGGCGAAAUCAAUUAAAAAUAAGUUCGUGGCAUUGUUCAACAGCAAGGGUAGCGGAGAUGAUACACUAGAGGCGAACCGAUUCCCGAAACCCGAAGAGAUAAUUAAGUGUGAUAUCGCGACACUGCGGACCGCUGGUCUCUCUCAACGGAAAGCUGAAUAUAUCCAGGGAUUAUCGCAGAAAUUCGCAAGUGGCGAAUUGAGUGCCCGAAUGCUGUUGAAUGCGAGCGAUGAAGAGCUUCUUGAGAAGUUGACAGCUGUUCGGGGCUUGGGCAAGUGGUCCGUCGAGAUGUUUGCUUGCUUUGCGUUGAAGCGCAUAGACGUCUUCUCGACCGGUGAUCUGGGUGUGCAAAGAGGAUGCGCAGCUUUCAUAGGGAAAGAUGUGAGUAAAUUAAAGGCAAAGGGGGGCGGUAAGUUCAAGUACAUGGCAGAGAAAGAUAUGUUAGACCUGGCUGCGAAAUUCGCUCCAUAUAGUUUAUUUAUGUGGUACAUGUGGAGGGUAGAGAACGUGGAUAUCGCGGUCUUGACUACUUAG